CUUCUACGUUGGUAAAGGAACCAUGGAAGGCAUUUGUCCUUCCACUGUUUGAGGUCAUAAGCUUCAAUAGCACCUUCUCGAGGAUUUUACGAAUGGUGGCAACGACUUGGAGCAGGACUAGGAGCAGGACCAAACCGCAAAGAUCAGUUAGGAAAAAAUGGACUUAAUUAGCCAAGAGGUAUGCCGGAGAAGGAUAUUGAAAAAGUUCUCGAAAAUCUUCAAUUGGACAUUUUGAUUAUGGCAUGGGAGAAUGAUAUGGUCUCGGAUCAAGCUGCUUUUAUGGAAGAAGAAUUGCUGAAGCAAAAUAUGAUCUCACAACAUUUGAAAAUUAGAAACGAGUUUCUUCCAUUGGCAAGUGUUGGAAUUAAUGACCCAAGAUAGAGUUCUGCUGGACACUGUCGGUGUGCUUGUGUGUAAUAGAGGAACCACAACAAGGCUCUCCGACUCGUCCAUCACAACGUGAUCGACACUGCCGGCCUCUACUCGGACAAUUUAGUCAUGAAUUUUUUUUUUUUUUUUUUUUUUGUUCAUUAAUCUUGAAUAUAUGUUUUUAUUGUAA
This is a messenger RNA of Caenorhabditis elegans, 559 nucleotides long. Lineage: Eukaryota; Metazoa; Nematoda; Chromadorea; Rhabditida; Rhabditidae. The record is from the annotation of a RefSeq genome assembly.